This is a messenger RNA of Calliphora vicina (urban bluebottle blowfly), 1329 nucleotides long. Its product is annotated as probable isoaspartyl peptidase/L-asparaginase CG7860. Gene Ontology annotation, molecular function: asparaginase activity; beta-aspartyl-peptidase activity. The record is from RefSeq and is a predicted model, not a curated record. The transcript has 2 exons. Lineage: Eukaryota; Metazoa; Arthropoda; Insecta; Diptera; Calliphoridae. Gene Ontology annotation, cellular component: cytoplasm. Bases 97 to 1056 code for a protein of 319 amino acids.
AACAAGCAGCUGAUCAAAAAAUAAAAAAAAUAUAUAAAAUUGCGAACAUCGUAGAAAAAUAGUACAAUAUUAUAUUAUUCUCAUCCUAUUAUUGUAAUGGAAGCAAUUUUACUUGUACACGGUGGAGCGGGAGAUAUCACAGAUGCUAGGGUAGACGGAAAAUUGGAUGGUAUGAAACAGGCUUUACGAUCUGCAAAAGAGCAUUUAUGGCCUUCAAGUGGGGAAGACGGUAAUGCAUUGGAUGCAGUUGAGGCUGCCGUUCGAGAAAUGGAAUGCAAUGGGAACUUUAAUGCUGGCUAUGGUGCUUGUUUAAAUCUCGAAGAAAAAGCAGAAGUUGAAGCCAGUAUUAUGGAUGGUGCUGAGCUUAAAGCUGGCUGUGUAACACUUUUGCAUGAUAUUUUACAUCCAAUAUCAGUGGCGAGAUGUGUAAUGGAAAAAACUAAACACUCGUUUUUGGGAGGAACUGCUGCACAAAAAUUUGCAUUGGAACAAGGUUUUGAGCAAUUGGAAGAUGGUUCUUUGGUUACGAAGGACGCUCUUCUGGCGUUAAACGAAUUUAAAAACUUACAAGCUAAAGGUUUAGAUACUACAUAUGCUAGAACAGAACUGGAUGUUCCUGGUGAGCCCGGUACAGUUGGAGCCGUAGCUAUAGAUAGUAAGGGUAACAUAGCAGUUGCCACCUCAACGGGAGGUAUUACUGGAAAAGUACCAGGUCGCAUUGGAGAUACUCCACUUUUGGGUUGUGGUACGUAUGCCGAUAACUCGAUUGGGGGUGUAUCAACUACCGGUCAUGGAGAGACCAUUAUGCGUUUUAAUUUAGCUCAACAAAUUCUAUCGAAAAUCCGAUAUGAAAAAAAGACAGCACAACAGGCCACGGAAGAUGCCUGCAAAGAAAUGACUGAACGUUUAAUCGGUACAGCAGGGGCAAUAACAAUUGACAGAAAAGGUCAAAUUGGCAUAUAUUGGACAUCGAAACGCAUGGCGUGGGCUUAUACAAAAGGUACGAAUAUAAUUUGUGGAAUUAAUCAUAAUGAAAAGUUCAUAGAAGAAUUGUAAACUUCGCCCUAAAUAUAAAAGAUGAACAGACGAAUAAAAAUCUAUAAAGUUGAAUAUUAUUUUAAUGAAACAAACUUUAAAAAGAAAUAAUUUUGAAAUUGUAUGUACUUUUUUAUGUAAGCAGAUACCGAAAACAAUAGUUAUUUAUGCAAUUUUUAACUCAAAAAAAUCAGUAUGAAGAAAAUGCCUUUAUAUACACCAUAAUAUUUCUCGUAACUAUCUAUAUGAUUGUUCAAUAAAAUUUUUUUUAUAAUAAAAACAAAAAAAAAAUAA